Nanorana parkeri is the source of this 1653-nucleotide messenger RNA. RefSeq names its product astacin-like metalloendopeptidase. Gene Ontology annotation, molecular function: metalloendopeptidase activity; zinc ion binding. The record is from RefSeq and is a predicted model, not a curated record. The transcript has 13 exons. Gene Ontology annotation, biological process: proteolysis. The coding region runs from base 1 to 1653 and encodes 550 amino acids. NCBI's taxonomy places the organism in Eukaryota, Metazoa, Chordata, Amphibia, Anura, Dicroglossidae.
AUGGCAGCGCAGGCAGGACGGCAGACAGCAGAAGACGUUGCACAGCUCGCACAUGUCUGUCGCCUCCUCGGGGUUCUUCUUGCACAGCUGGCAGCAGAGAGCGGCCGCCCUGCUCUGCUGGUAGCACUCGAUGACGCCCUCCAGCACCCGCUGCCCGGUCUCCUACAAGUUCAGUUCCAAGCUCCAGAACCAACAACAAGACCUCCUUCUGAAGAUGUUCGGAACGCCAUAGAGAAGAUGAAAAUAGGGAGCGGAAGACCACUGCGCCAGGGUGAUAUUAAAACUAAGGAAGGACGCAGCGCUAUGGGAUGUCCCAAUGGGAACUGUUUUUGGCCUAAAUCUGCCGACGGCCUUGUUAACAUUCCAUACACAUUGGAUUCUCAGUUCUCCACGGGAGAAACAGCUAUCAUAGCGAGAGCCAUGUUGGAGUUCGCUACGCUGACCUGCAUUCGUUUUGUCCCACGCACCUCCGAAACAGAUUUCCUGAACAUCAUCAGCGAUUUUGGCUGCUGGUCAUUUAUGGGACGUUCCGGAGGUGGUCAGGAGGUAUCUCUGGAUAGAGGCGGUUGUGUUUUACACGGGGUCGUCCAACAUGAGCUAAACCAUGCCGUGGGCUUCGAGCAUGAGCACAGCCGAAGUGACCGCGACUCAUACAUCAAGGUCCUUUGGGAGAACGUUAUUCCCAUGUACAACUCAAGUUUAGCUAAAAGCAACACCAACAACCUAAACAUGGAAUACGAUUACACCUCCGUAAUGCAUUACGGGAAAUUUGCAUUCACCAAUUACUACGUCAAACAGUCCAUUCAGCCCAUCCCUAACAACAACAUCAACAUUGGACAGAGAAUAGGAUUGAGCAACCUGGAUGUCGCCAAGAUCAACAGACUCUACAGCUGCAACGUCUGCUCCUCUGUAUUGUCCACUGACACAGGUGUCUUCUUCUCUGCUUCCAACCCUUCAAAUUACCCAAACAACUACAACUGCACCUGGCUCAUCCGCCUGCCAAACAGCCAGGCACUCUUGCAAUUUAAAGCAUUUGAUGUGCAGAGCUCUACUGGGUGCACAGCGGAUUAUAUCAGGGUGUUUGAUGGUCCCAGCAGAACAUCUCCAUUGCUGCUGGACAAGUCCUGCGGCUCUGGACAAAUGCCCUCCCUGGUGUCUUCUGGUUCCGUGAUGCUGGUGGAAUUUGUCACCGAUGGGUCAACUACGGCCACUGGAUUCAAAGCCUCAUACAGCACAGUAAAUUGCGGUGGGACUUUUGUUGCCAGCACUGGGUCCGUAUUUAGCCCUGGAAAUGAUAAGCAGCAAAAUUACCCUCCUUAUAGUGACUGCACUUGGACAAUCAUCGCACCGUUGGGAUACAAAGUCCAGCUGGUCUUCACUAGUUUCAGCCUAGAGCCCAGUAAGCCAUGUUCUUAUGACUGGCUGGAGAUCAGAGAUGGGAUUUUGUCCACUUCCCCCAUCAUUGGAUCAACACAUUGCGGCAUAGAAAGCAUCCAGCCAAUCACUUCCACCAAAAACGGCCUUCUCCUGCAUUUCGUGAGUGACUAUUCUCACGAGAGUUCUGGAUUCAUGGCAAAGUACUCCUUCGGGAGAGUUGAUGUCAUUUCCUGCACCAUAGACAAAACAGGAAGUAAGGAAAUAUUUUCAAAGUGA